AACAAGAAAAACGCUAAACCGUUAUAUAAACAACAAAAACAACCAUUGCGUGCGGGAGUUAAAACAAAAAUCUAACUAACGGUAUCUACUAGUAGUGCUUUUAUCACAAAAGUGUUGUUAACUAAGCGUGUUUUUUUUUACAAUCGUGUGUUAAUUUUUGUUGAAAUUUAUCAGACAAGUGUGUGUUAAUUUUAAUUAAAACCAAAUCGAGGAGUAUUUGAAAUUGUUAUAUUUCUAUUAUGCAGACUGUAAUCAAAAAUCCAAAUUGGUGGCGUAGACGCACAACAUUGGAAAGAUGUCUUACUUUAGUGUCAGUAUUUGCUUGCAUAGCGGUAAUUGGUUUAGUAAGCGGUUUAGUAUUUGUCUUGCUAACAAAUCAAAUGGCUGAAGAACUCAAAACCACUACCCCCGCCAACAAUGCUCUCGCCCUGCACGGCACCAAUACAGCGGCAACACAAAACAAAGUACCUGAAGAUGAUAAAACCACCAUGGCAUUGCCCGCCGAUUCCAGGCCCUCCGAUGUCUGUCUCUCAUCGGAGUGUAUACACACCGCUUCGGCGGUGUUGGGUAAAAUGAAACCCGAAAUAGAACCCUGUGAUGAUUUCUAUCAAUUCUCUUGUGGCACCUACAUAGAUGAGACCCAGAUACCGGAAGAUAAGGUGGCGGUUAAUACCUUUUCGGUGAUAUCGGAUAAAUUGCAGGAACAACUAAAGGAUAUUAUCACCGAGGAGAGGCCGGAAACGGAUCCCAAACAUUUCAGAUUGCCCAAUGCUUUGUAUAAGGCUUGCAUGAAUAAAACUUUAAUUGAAACCUUGGGUCCCAAACCUAUUCAACAAAUUGCUAAAACUUUGGGCGGCUGGCCAGUUAUUGUGGGCGAUUCCUGGGAUAGUGAUAAUUCGUGGACUUGGCAAGAAACUGUUAAGAAAUUCAGACGUUUAGGUUUCAGCAUGGAUUAUGUGGUGGACUUUUCAAUUGGUGUGGAUUUGAAGAACAGCACUAAGCGUAUUAUUGAUUUGGAUCAAUCUUCCAUUGGCUUAAGUCGUGAGUACUUGGUUAAGGGUCUCAAUGAAACUUUGGUGUCGGCCUACUACGACUACAUGGUGGAUAUGGCGGUACUGUUUGGAGCUGAGAAGGAAACAGCCAAAAAGGAAUUAAGAGAAUCUCUGCAAUUUGAAAUGGAUUUGGCUAAUAUCUCCUGGCCCAAUGAAAAAAGACGUAACUCCAAUGAUUUAUACAAUUUGCGAACCAUUAAACAAUUACAAGAAGCCUAUCCCUAUGUCCAGUGGUUGGACUACAUCAACGCUUUGUUGCCGGAGGGUCUGAAAGUGGAUGAGAAUGAAAUGAUCAAUUUGUCAGUGCCCAGUUUCUUUGAGGAUUUGGAGAAGUUAUUGAAACGCACCGAUAAGCGUGCCAUAGCCAAUUAUAUGAUGUGGCGUAUUCAUGCCUUCUCGGUGGCCUUCCUAUCGGAAGAAUUCCGCAAGAGACAAUUGCAAUAUGCCACAGCAUUGUCGGGUAGACAGGAACAAGAGGCCAGAUGGAAGGAGUGUGUGGAUAUUUCAUCGGGCAGCAGUGAUACCGACGAGGAUUUACUCGGUUUAGCGAUUUCGGUGGGCUCUCUCUAUGUGCGCAAACAUUUCAAACAGGACUCCAAAGCCAUUGCCUUGGAAAUGGUCAACAAUAUACGCGGUGUCUUCAAUCAAAUUCUCGACGAGGUGCAAUGGAUGGAUGAAAUGACAAAACAGGAGGCCAAGCGCAAAUUACAAUCGAUGACCACCCACAUUGGCUAUCCCGAUGAGAUGUUGGAUAAUGAUAAAUUGGAGGAAUACUAUCGUAAAUUGGAAAUUGAUCCUUAUAAAUAUUUCGAAUCGUUCUUAAAGAUGAAUGUCUUUGGUACGGAUUAUUCGUUUAAUAAGUUGAGAUUGCCCGUGAAUAAGACCGAUUGGAUUAGACAUGCUCGCCCGGCUGUGGUAAAUGCUUUCUAUUCAUCGAUUGAGAAUAGUAUACAAUUCCCUGCUGGCAUCUUGCAAGGUCACUUCUUUAGUGGUCAACGUCCCAAGUACAUGAAUUAUGGUGCCAUUGGUUACGUUAUUGGUCAUGAAAUCACUCACGGUUUCGAUGAUCAGGGUCGUCAAUUUGAUGUUGAGGGUAAUUUGAUUGAUUGGUGGCAACCCGAUACCCAGAAAGCAUAUUUGGAAAAGGCUAAAUGUAUUAUAGAACAAUACGGCAACUACACCGACAAACAGACAGGACUCAAUCUUAAUGGCAUUAAUACUCAGGGAGAAAAUAUUGCCGAUAAUGGCGGCAUCAAAGAAUCCUAUUUGGCCUACAAACAAUGGGUGGCCCAAAAUGGUGAAGAACCCAAAUUGCCUGGUCUAAACUACUCACCCCAGCAAAUGUUCUGGAUAUCGGCUGCCCAAACGUGGUGUGCUAAAUACAGAAAAGAAACCCUCAAAAUGCGCAUAACCACUGGUGUGCAUUCGCCCAAUGAAUUCCGCGUUUUGGGCUCUUUGAGCAACAUGAAAGAUUUCUCCCGCGAUUUCCAGUGUCCAGAGGGUACACCCAUGAACCCUGUGCAAAAAUGUGAAGUUUGGUAGAUUUAAUAAUACUGUUUUUUUAUUAUUAUAUAUUAAAUUUUUUAUUAUUAUAAAAAAAAAAUUGAGUCUCCUCUCAGCACUUACCCCCCACUCCCACUUUUUUUAUAUGUGUGUAAUACUGUAAUGUGUUUUUUAUUUAAUUUUUUUAGUUUUAAGUUCAUGUUUUUUUUGUUUUAUUUUUGUAUUUUUGAACAAAUGUGCAAUUCUACAGAUUAUUUUGUAGUUUAUUUUUUAAGUCAGACCUUAAGUGUGUGUAAUAAUUUCCAAUUUUAUAACGAAAACAAACAAAAAAUUCAACAAAAUAAUUAGUAGUUCUUAAAUAGUUUUUUUUGUAUUUAUUAUUGUUUUUCUUUUGUAACUUAAAUAAUAAAUAAUUUGUUUUUUUUUUAGAAAAUACAGAUAUUAGUAUCAAUGAAAAUAAAUGAAAACCAAUAAAUUAAAUUAAAAUGUAACAAAAACGUAAUUAAUGUGUGAAAUUAAUAAAGAAAAAGUAUAAAUAUUAUUAUUUUACUAAAAUAUUUUGUUAA
This is a messenger RNA of Calliphora vicina (urban bluebottle blowfly), 3121 nucleotides long. It is a transcript of the gene Nep2, whose product is annotated as Neprilysin 2. Gene Ontology annotation, biological process: protein processing. The transcript has 12 exons. Gene Ontology annotation, molecular function: metalloendopeptidase activity. Gene Ontology annotation, cellular component: plasma membrane. Bases 240 to 2594 code for a protein of 784 amino acids. The record is from RefSeq and is a predicted model, not a curated record. Lineage: Eukaryota; Metazoa; Arthropoda; Insecta; Diptera; Calliphoridae.